This is a messenger RNA of Aphanomyces invadans, 4070 nucleotides long. RefSeq lists its product as hypothetical. NCBI's taxonomy places the organism in Eukaryota, Oomycota, Saprolegniomycetes, Saprolegniales, Verrucalvaceae. The transcript has 4 exons. Gene Ontology annotation, biological process: vesicle transport along actin filament; actin filament organization. The coding region runs from base 23 to 3970 and encodes 1315 amino acids. Gene Ontology annotation, molecular function: microfilament motor activity; ATP binding; actin filament binding. Gene Ontology annotation, cellular component: myosin complex; cytoplasm; actin cytoskeleton. The record is from RefSeq and is a predicted model, not a curated record.
ACGGCAGUCAGUUCAUACCAACAUGGAAGGAGUCAAGGUCUUCAUUCCAGAUAAAGAGCACGUGUGGCUUCCUGCCUCCGUGAAGAGCAUCGAAGGGUCCCUGGUUACAGUCAAGAUCGAGGAUAUCGAGACAGGCGUGGCGGUGCCGAACAUGUCCAUGGGUGCAUCCCUUGUGGGCAAAGUUGUGUCUGUGGACCUGUCAAAGCCCGAUAUCGUCAAUGUUAUCCAAGCACGAACGGUCAAAUCCUCGACGACAAACACGACGAUCAGCUUGCCCCUACAGAACAAGGUGACGUCCAAAACGCACGGGUUCGAAGACAUGAUAUCCGUCGACCACUUGCACGAAGGCGCGAUCUUGUACAACCUUCGCCAACGCUUCUUCAGCCACCUUCCAUACACAUACACGGGCAAGAUCUGCAUUGCUGUGAACCCGUACCAAUGGCUCAGUCUGUACAGCCCCGACACGAUGCAGAUGUACAUGGACGGUUCCAGAGAAAACAAGGCGCCUCACGUGUACGCUGUCUCGAUGGAGUCGUUUUUUCACAUGCGGACGCACACAAUUAACCAGUCGAUUCUCGUGAGCGGCGAGUCGGGCGCCGGCAAGACCGAGACGACCAAAAUCAUGAUGAACCACGUCGCAACGUUGUCUUCUUCCACGGAAGGUUCAGAUGCGGCGCAAUCGUCCAUCAUCCACCGCAUCAUCCAAUCGAAUCCGCUACUCGAAUCAUUUGGGAACGCCGCCACGACGCGCAACGACAACUCGUCUCGCUUUGGCAAGUUCACGGAGCUACAGUUCAACCCUCGAGGCCACCUCAUGGGCGCACGUGCGCACACGUACCUGCUCGAGAAGAGUCGCGUGUGCCACCAAGCUCCAGGCGAGCGAACGUUUCACAUUUUCUACCAAGUGCUCGCCGAAGCCGCAGCAUUACCGCAAUUGCACCUUAAGUCGUCGCAUCAAUACCGCUACGUCCAACAGGACAAACUGAUCGAGUUGGAACACACGUGGAGCGACACGAAGGAGGGACUGACAAUCGUUGGCAUUGCCGACUCGAUGCAACUCGACUUGUUGCGGGUGCUCGCUGCCAUCUUACAUUUGGGCGAGUCAGAUUUCGAGAUGGUCCAAGGAGACGUCGACUCCUCCCAGGUCAAAGACAAGACUGCGCUGACGACCGCUGCAGACCUUUUGGGCCUUCCGUUCACCAAUUUGGAGAAGGUACUCACGUUCCGCAGCGUCAUCGUUGGUCGCGAAGUUAUUUCGAAACCCAUGACAGUCGACCAAGCCCGCGACUGCCGCGACGCUGUCGCCAAAUCCCUAUACUCGUCCAUGUUUACGUGGCUCGUGGACCAAAUCAACGCCGCGAUUGGGGUCUCCCACUUCUCGCACUUCAUCGGGAUCCUCGACAUCUUUGGGUUUGAAGCUUUCGAGCACAACUCGUUCGAGCAGCUAUGUAUCAAUUACGCCAACGAAAAACUCCAGCAAAAGUUUGUGCAAGACGUGCUUAAGACGGUUCAGGCCGAGUACGAAGAGGAGGGAAUUUCGUGGCACCAUGUCAACUUUGCCGAUAACCAGGACGUGUUGGACCUGAUUGAAGGUCGUCUCGGCGUGCUCAGUCUGCUCAAUGAAGAGAGCAGUCUCGCCACCGGUACGGACGCAUCCUUCGCCCACAAGUUGUCAGCGGUCAUGGCCAACCACGCGCGCUUCGAAACUCCACGCCUGCACUCGUCCGCGUUUAUCAUUUUGCACUACGCGGGCAAAGUGCUGUAUGACACGAACGGUUUUCUCGACAAGCAUCGUGAUGCCCUUUUGCCCGACAUCAAGAAAGUCCUUGGGGAAAGUUCAGUGGAUCUCGUACGGACCAUGUUCCCCACCGAGACGACCCAUCGAUCGCUCCAUCGCCAGUCGUCAUCGUUGACUGCGAAUCACCACUCGAAGCACCGGCCAGGAGUUGCCGCGACUCGUGCUGUCACAGUUGGCAGUCAAUUUAAGGAAUCUCUCGCCCGCCUCAUGGACAAAAUUUCCCACACGAACGUGCAUUACGUGCGCUGUAUCAAACCCAAUUCGGUCAAGUCGCCGAAUGUGUUUCAUCAUGAGUCGAUCGUGGACCAGCUUCGAUGCGCGGGUGUAAUCGAAGCCAUUCGCGUCAGUCGAUCAGCGUACCCGAGCCGUCUACCCCACGUCGACUGCAUAAAACGGUAUGCAAUUUUGGCGCCUCCUGCGCUCGCGAGUCGGUUGUUGGCAGAAAUCGACUUUGUCGCUGAACCCAAGGCCCAAUGCGGCGACCUCAUGGCCCACUUGUUUCCGAAUGGCCACGUCGUGGAUUACCAAGUUGGGCUUAGUCGAGUAUACUUUCGAGAGAGUAUUUUGGACGAUCUUGACAAACGCCGCGGCUUUGCCCUGCGACGGUUUGCCAUUCGCAUCCAAACCCGAGUCAAGAUGUUCCUGGCCCGAAAGCACUUCCUCAACCAACGCAAGGCCAUCAUACUCGUCCAAACGCGCGUGCGGGGAUUCGUCCAGCGGUCCAAGUACCGUCGAGUGCUCCGUGGGGUCGUAAAACUUCAGGCGCUCGUACGCGGCCGCGGUGCUCGCAAGGUGGUCCACCAACUGCGCCGCGUCCUUGCUGCCACGCGGUUUCAAUCGGUGGUGCGUAUGCACCGCCAACGAAAGCAAUAUUUGCGCACGAAUGCGUCGAUCUCGAUCAUCCAAUCGUUCUGGCGGAACACGUACAUUCGCCGCAAGUUACUGAAGCGAAUGGCACAGGAGAAGCAACAAAGGGCUUUAGGGUCCAAGGUGCUGCAUCUGCAGACUCAAUUGGGUGGUGGGUCGUCGACUCACCAGGCUAGCGCGUUGGGCAGCCACAGCGGCCACCCGUCGAGUCCACCACAAAGUGCGACGAAUCGCGCAAGUAUCACGACCCGUCUUUUCGACGAAUCGUCGCAGGUACUAGGCACACUCGUAGCUGAAAACGAAGCGUUGCGGGAGCGUGUGGCGCGACAGGAGAGCGAAAUCAAUGCGUUGAAAGAAGAAAACAGAAAAAUGAAGGAAGCACUCCAAGCCAAGGAAGUCGAAGACAAGGUCAAAAACCUGUCCCAAAAGUCACAGGAAGCGUCUCAAGUCGCGUACUUGUCGCUUCUGGAGGAAGAGUAUGAGAAGCUACGUGGAUUUGUCUGUCACUUGUUCGACCUCCCGGCAGACGUCGGACUCGUGCGCGCGCAGUCGUCUCAAAAAGAAUUGACCGCUCCAAACGACAGUACAAUGAAACCAACCAAUGGCACAGGUGCUGCACCGCCGAUGGCUGACAUGACCGCCGCCAAACACGACGCGUACACGCUGCUCCAUCGCAGCGCUACCCGCAUCCAGCGAUUGAGGUCGAAAGAAGGCACCAACCCCAAACGUGGCAGCGCUCGUCGGGUCAAGGAUUACUGGGAUGAAAUCAAAACAACGGCCCCACCGUUGCCGUACACGCUCGGGUCGACCCCAUGGAAGCGCUUACUUACGGACUGGGCACAAGGCAAUCCAAAGAAACUCGAGUACAUGAAUCGAUGGCUGCAAAACGUGCUUGAAGGCGGCGAUGUCGAACAUGGUGGUUUCCCGCUUGGUGUGGAGCUCAAGUCCGUAACUCCCAUGAUGUUGGAAGGGUUCAUUCAGCUCGUGAUCCCCAAGUUGGCCGAGCGGCAGGAUGUAAAAGUGCACGUUCACACAAAGGAAUUUAUCGGGACGAGUAUGCGCAUUACGUUGGAGGUCAAGGAAGGCGUGCCGAAGAUGACGCGGAUGCCGUUGAAGGAGCAUACAGUCCCCCAAGCCGCGAAACCUCGCGAGUCCACUGCGGGGUUGGACCAGUGGGGCCGUAACUCGAUUAUGUCAGUGCGCGAAACGAACAUCAGCAACUUCAGCUUUGCUAGCAAUGCCAGUACGGCCGAUAGUCGCGCAAGUGGUGUCAAGAGUCCAUCGCCGCACCCGAGUCGAACCUAAUCGAGUUCUUUUUGUUCCAUGCGGCCGUUCGUCGAGGGUUGCUUCUGCUACAUGUCCAAUUUUCAGAGCAUCGUGCGAUCCCUCUACACGCAUGAGGACG